Talaromyces stipitatus ATCC 10500 is the source of this 813-nucleotide messenger RNA. RefSeq lists its product as uncharacterized. The transcript has 3 exons. Lineage: Eukaryota; Fungi; Ascomycota; Eurotiomycetes; Eurotiales; Trichocomaceae. The record is from RefSeq and is a predicted model, not a curated record. Bases 1 to 813 code for a protein of 270 amino acids.
AUGCCUAGACUAAAGCGCGCCUUGUCUGGGGUAGACCCCAAUUCUGAAUCUAACAUUCCCGUCCCCCAAGAGUCAUCCAGUAAAAAAAGAAAAGCUACUGUUACUAGAGGUGCAAUGGAAACCAGCUCUUCGAACAGUGCCGCAUCCAAUGCGCUGUCUAACGGAAGAGACGAGAUCAAUGCUGCGGCACUAAAGUUCAUUGCUGUGCCUCGACCGAUCUGGGACAUUGAUGCGGAGGCACGAGAUAAUGAAGACCAUCAAUCGGAUUCGAGAGAUGUAGGAGACACCGAGGAGUCUGAGACACUACGCGAUCAAGGCAAAAGCGUAACUGACCUCGAAUCCCCUGAAUGGCCCUGGAUCAUGUCUUCGUUAGCUUUAGAUAAGUAUCAUGAGCUGGAGAAACAGGCCGAAAAUCGCGAUCAGGAACUGCAUGGGGUUUACAUGUACAACGAUUUCACUGCGUAUGGUAUCAAUGAGGUGAUUGAAAACCAGCUCAAAGACUUCAAUAAAGAAGUGUCGCGAAGAGUUAUCUCCCCAUAUGCCGUAUGGGCCCAACUUGAAGCUCUUUCGUGGUUCUUACAGCUUGAUUAUAUCGAUAUCUGGUUUCAGGGCGAUGACUGUCACGGAUUCGCUGAAACCAUUGCCCUUAUUGGCAAGGCUCUUUUGACGGGUCUUAAUAUUUUAAAGACCAACCAGCUGUUCAAGCCCUAUCACCCCGAGGAAGGUGGUGGGAUUAGAGAUAUUCCUAUUGUUUUGGCUUUGUUUGUUCGGUUUGCCAGAUCGUGGACCCCCGACAUAUUGCAUAGUAAUUGA